Exophiala viscosa is the source of this 2262-nucleotide messenger RNA. RefSeq lists its product as uncharacterized. The record is from RefSeq and is a predicted model, not a curated record. NCBI's taxonomy places the organism in Eukaryota, Fungi, Ascomycota, Eurotiomycetes, Chaetothyriales, Herpotrichiellaceae. The annotation marks the transcript as partial. The transcript has a single exon.
AUGGACCGCCUCGACAAAACCCAUCACAGGAAGCUGACACUCCUGACGAAAACCCGUCCCACUUUGGACGCACCCGACGGAGGAAAUUCCACCUUACCUCAUGGUAUCAAGGUCUGGUAUGAUCCUGGAUAUGCUGAUGUCGACAUUGUCUUCAUUCAUGGCCUCACAGGCGACCGAGAACGGACAUGGACCCAUGAAGCGGCCCUUCAAUCGUGGCCACAAGCAAUCCUGCCAAAUCACUUGCCAAGUGCGAGGAUAUUGACGUUCGGAUACGACGCUUAUAUUGUUCGAAAGGGCAAAGCCGUGACCAACCAGCUCAUGGAUCAUUCGCUCGACCUUUUGAACGCCUUGACGUUGUGCCGACAAUCACCACAGGCGUCUUCCAGACCUUUGUUUUUUGUCGCCCACAGUCUUGGAGGGCUUGUUUGUAAGGACGCUAUUUUACACUCAAGGAACAAUGCCGACGCUCAUCUGCGAGCUGUCUUCGAUUCGACUGCGGCCAUCGCUUUCCUGGGUACUCCACAUGCUGGUUCUGAUCUAGCAUCUUGGGCGAGACUAUCGGCAAAGGCACUCGGCGUUUUCAAAUCUACGAAUACAGACCUCCUCUCAGUUCUGCAGGCUAGCUCGGAAGUACUCCACCGCAUUCAAAACGACUUUGUCUCCAUGUUGCGGGAUCUAGCUUCAAAGCAGCGAUCACUGAAUAUCACAUGCUUUUGGGAGUCACAACCUAUGCCAUUGGUCGGUAAAAUCGUGGACAGGACGUCCGCCACGUUGCCGGGCUAUAAUGCGAUCUCGAUUCAUGCAAAUCAUAGGGAUAUGGUCCGAUUCCAUGCUGCAGAAGACCCUGGCUUUGUCAGUGUCCUGGGUGAGCUUCGACGGUGGGUUGGAGACAUCCAAUCUUCUGAACUUGACCGAACAGCCAAACUGAGAGCUAGUGAGCUGGAAGAAAAGAGACUGGGACAAAUGGGGACUGAUUGCCUCAAGUCAUUAUCAUUUGCCGAGAUCGGUGCCAGGAAGGCCAAUAUUGAUGAGCCGAGUCCGCAGACCUGCGAAUGGCUUUUCCAUGAUCGCCGUUAUCAACGCUGGAAUAGUAUUGAUGGGCGUGGCGAGUUCAAGGAUGACAACUUUCUCUGGAUCAAGGGGAAACCAGGCUCUGGAAAGUCCACCUUGCUAAAGCGAAUCGCGCAGGAGCACGAACAGAAUGCGCACACAAAUGGCACUCUCUGUCUCAGUUUCUUUUUUAAUGCACGUGGCGCCCUGCUUGAGAAAUCUACCCUCGGUCUCUAUCGGACUCUGCUCUUCCAGCUUCUACAAAGAUCGAAGGUUGCAAUGGCACAAUUUCUGCCUCGUUUCCUCGAAAAGGAGGAGCAGCAUCCUGGCGAGAAAGUGACCUGGCAGAUCUCUGAGAUUUCCAACUUCUUCCACACGGCAAUCUCGCAGCCACUGGCAAUCCCGCUGUACAUUUUCAUCGAUGCGAUGGACGAGUGUGAAGAGUACGAAGUGAGGAAGGUGGUCAGAGACUUUGAGAACAGCUCCGCAGCUGCGACCUCGAAUGGCGUUACUGUCAAAAUAUGUCUGUCCAGUCGGCACUACCCUCAUAUCAGUCUCCGCCUCGUGCCCGUCCAGGAGAUCUUUGUGGAGAAUCACAAUUCUUCAGAUAUUUGCUGCUAUGUCUCGCAGGAGCUCAACCUUCGGUAUGAUGGUCUCCGUGUUGAAUUGCAAGAGGGAAUAGUUAAAAAAGCUGGCGGCAUAUUCUUCUGGGUGCUGUUUAUGGUUCGGCGCCUCUUGAAGGCUCAUGACCAAGGACUCACGGAAGAGCAAAUGAGAAACCUCCUGCAGAGAGUCCCGCCUACUCUCGAAGGCCUGUUUGAAGAGACACUGGUGAGUAUGGAGCCAGAACGCCGUUGUUCAUUCUCGGCCAUGGCACCAUGGGUGAUGUGUGCCUUCCGUCCACUCAAGCUUUAUGAACUUCAUGUCGCCCUAGCUUUUACUGCUGAGGAGCAUCCACUGUCGCUCCUGGACGGCAACGUUGUGAAUGCGUUCAACCCCAAGCGUUUUCGAAAGUAUGUGACGGAUGUCUCGGGAGGUCUCUUCGAAUCGAUAUCUGUUGGUGGCGAAGUUGUCGUUCAAGUCAUCCAUGAGUCAUUCAGAGAGUUCUUCCUGAAUCCCAAUAAAGCAACGGUGGUAAUACAAUCAACUUCGGGCUUCUCAUUUCUACGCCAUGCUCACGAACGUAUACUGGCCGCUUGCGUGCGUUACUUC